AUGGAAGAGACUUGCUAUAUCUGUUUCGACGACAUUGAUGCUUAUCUCAUGUUUCUUGCUUGUGCACAAGGUCAUAGAUUUUGCUUAACUUGUGUGAAAGCACAUAUCGAGGUGAAGCUUCGUGAUCGAAAGAUACCGACAUGUCCUCAGUAUCGCUGUAACUCUCAGCUAUCUAUAGAUGUAUGUGGGGAGAUAUUGACUGAAAAGCAGAGUUUGAUGUGGAAGCUGAUGAUUAGAGAGGUUUCGAUGCCUCAUAGUCAGAGAGUUUACUGUCCAUACCAAAAAUGCUCGUAUCUAAUGUCCAAAACCGAGCUUUCUUCUUCAUUUGCUGAAACUGGACGUAGGAGAUGCUUCAGUUGUGGUGGCGACUUCUGUAUCAACUGCAAAGUUCCGUGGCAUAGUAUGCUAAGCUGCAGCUUUUACAAGAUGUUGCAAAUUGAAAACGAUGAUGCGAAGCUAAAGUCUAUAGCAAAUCAUAAACGGUGGCGUCAAUGUGAUAACUGCCAACACAUGGUUGAACGUUCUUCCGGAUGCGACAGAAUAACUUGCAGGUGUGGAUAUUCUUUUUCCUACACCUCUGGAGCUAAACCGAUCCGCUUAACCGAAUUCAAUGAGGGUCUUGGUGGUGAGAUAAUUGCGCUUAUCGUUUAA
Molecule: messenger RNA, 651 nt
Organism: Camelina sativa (false flax)
Lineage: Eukaryota; Viridiplantae; Streptophyta; Magnoliopsida; Brassicales; Brassicaceae
Source: RefSeq, a predicted model, not a curated record